This is a messenger RNA of Caenorhabditis auriculariae, 619 nucleotides long. The record is from the annotation of a GenBank genome assembly. Lineage: Eukaryota; Metazoa; Nematoda; Chromadorea; Rhabditida; Rhabditidae.
AUGAGAAAUAGGAUAACUUUGGCGAUAUGCUUCCUGGUACUCGGCGUCGUCAGCGCCACGCAAAUUCGCUGCUACUCUGGCCUGAAAUACGUCGUCGGACAGGACGUCUACCAGGACACAGGUCAGUCUCACGUCUUUUGAUUCAACUUCAGAAGACGUUCAGAAGACUGCGACUCGGUGCUCGGCAUCGGCGACGCCUACUGCUACAAGUUCAUGGAGGAGACGGCAGUUAAUGAAGUCGUUAAAAUGGGCUGCUCCAGCUUCUUUUGUAACGUCAGUUUCUGGAAUGUCUUCUGAAACUUUUCGUAAAACAAAAUCGUUUUUAAGCAUCUUCAAUUUUGAAAAAUUUCUUUGAAAAAAAAAGUUAAAUUUUGUCGUUUCCAGGGCAUCCGCAAUCGAUGCAUGCAAACGGACAUGAUUGGAAUGAAAGGUAUUUUCUAUUGAAACUUUUGUUUAAAAAAAAGACGCUCUUUGGAUAAAUACAAAUAUUUCAGGAACCAUUUGCUGCUGCAACGAUCGUCACUACUGUAACUCAGCACGGGGGAAAAUCACCGUUUUUCUUGUACUCUUCAUCAUUUUCUUCGUUUCUUGCUUCCAAGUUAUUCUCUGUGAACCUUGA